AUGAAGCGUACUUCUGCAUUUUCUUACGUGUCUACCAUCCUUUUUAUUUUAUCUUCCUCUUGCCUUUACAAUCAAGCUUAUGCGAGCUCAAGAGAACGACACGGUCUACAUCUGGACAUUCCAGGUACUACCAUAUCAACAAGGAAAUCAUCUAGUGAUAGAAGUGGGGGACAUAUGUCUAAGUGGGUUGGAGAAUUAAACCAUGAAUUCAAAACUUUUAAAAAUUCUAAACUUAAAGAAAUCGAGAAAACAGAAAAACAAAAAGAAGAAGCAUGGGAUGAUUGGUUGACAAAAUUAGAACCAGAAUGGGUAAGUUUCAGCAAUUUUAUUGAAGAAAAAAAAAAAAAAUGGAUUCAAAAAAAAGAAGAAGAAUGGGAUAUUUGGAUAAAGGAAAUGGAACACAAAUGGGUUGCUUUUAAAAAAAAAAUGGACAGAAAAUAUAAAGUUCAACGUAGAGAAGGAACAUUAAAAUACAGUGAACGAGAAUGGUGUAAUCUUGUUAAAAGAAAAGCAGAAGAAGUUAUGAUUAUUGAUUAUAGAACAUGGAUUAAAAAUAACGAUGAUAAUUUACGUAAAUGGAUUAGUAGAGAUUUUGAGUUAUGGAAAAAAAAAAGAUUUGAUGAAUGGCUUAAGGUAGAAUGGAAAUGUGAAGAAGAUGCAUAUUGGUGUAAGGAUUCGAAUUCACCAUUCAUGAAUGCCUGGGAUCCAUUAUUCCCAAUAAUAAAAAAAUCAUGGGAUAUGUACCAAGCUAGAAAAUCUAGAGAAAGUGCACACUGGAAUAAGCUAGCAUCUAGUGUAGGAAAAACACUUACAAGUAAAAAAUAUGUUGAAUGGGAACAAAUGAAAAAAACUAAAAGUUCUUGGUAUAAUGAAUGGGUACACUUCUUCCUUCAUGAACUUUUAAGUAGCGUAGGAGUAAAACAUAGAUCACUUGGAUUCUAA
Molecule: messenger RNA, 942 nt
Organism: Plasmodium gonderi
Lineage: Eukaryota; Apicomplexa; Aconoidasida; Haemosporida; Plasmodiidae
Product: variable surface protein
Exons: 2
Coding region: 1-942 (313 amino acids)
Source: RefSeq, a predicted model, not a curated record